AUGAGGUUCCUGUGUUGUUCCAGUGGCCUGGUUCUGUCGGCCUUGGCUCUGAUUCUGUUCAGUUCAGGUGCUGAAUGUCAGCCCAACCGAGACCAGAACCAUAAUGUAGAUUUGGACCUGGAGCUGAGGCACCACAGACUUCUGCAGCGCACUCGCAACGCCGACCUGAUGACCCAGGAGUGGAGUAAGCGUGCUGUAGAGGAGCUGCUAUCCCAGCUCUCCCUGCCAGAGGGCGACACUCAGCGAGAAGCAGAGGUUAUUUCCAUGGGGGCUGGGGAGGCACCAGAGGACUCACUGAGGAUGGAGCUCGAGCGCUCAGUUGAUCCCCCAUACAAUCUGCCCCCCCGCGAGCGCAAAGCCGGCUGCAAGAACUUCUACUGGAAAGGAUUCACUUCCUGUUGA
Molecule: messenger RNA, 402 nt
Organism: Lampris incognitus (smalleye Pacific opah)
Lineage: Eukaryota; Metazoa; Chordata; Actinopteri; Lampriformes; Lampridae
Gene: sst1.2
Product: somatostatin 1, tandem duplicate 2
Exons: 2
Coding region: 1-402 (133 amino acids)
Biological process (GO): regulation of cell migration
Cellular component (GO): extracellular region
Molecular function (GO): hormone activity
Source: RefSeq, a predicted model, not a curated record